GCGUAAACUCGAAGCCACCCGUGCAGCAAGUCUCGUCGUUCAUCUCCUGAUAUGUUUCUCCAAUAGCAGCAAUUUAAAAAGGAAGGAGAGAUGGCGGUGUCUCAGCCCAGCAGAUCAAGAGACCUGGACAAGCUCCUAUUACGGCCCGGCCAAAUUGUUGGCCCUAACUUUGCACCCGGCGAAGAACUGAGGGAGGACAUAAAGGAAUGUAUGAAGAUUUUGGUGGUGGGAGCAGGUGGGCUGGGCUGCGAGUUACUGAAGGAUCUGGCUUUAACUGGGUUCAGGAAGCUGGAUGUAAUCGAUAUGGACCGCAUUGAGGUCACCAAUCUCAACCGGCAGUUCCUUUUCAGGCUUGAAGAUGUAGGAAAGCCAAAGGCUGAAGUAGCUGCAAAACGAGUCAUGGAAAGAAUUAAUGGUGUACAUAUCACACCACAUUUCUGCCGCAUUGAGGACAAACCAUUGGAUUUCUAUAGUGAUUUUGGCAUAAUUGUCCUCGGGCUUGAUUCGAUUGAGGCUCGGAGCUACAUAAAUGAAGUGGCUUGUGGAUUUUUAGGUUUGGCUUCACUUACUAGAAUCUGGUUCAGGAUCUUUAAAAUGGAAGACCUGGAGAAAUCUGACCAAGCAAUUGCGUUAUCUGAUUAUUGCUUUAGUUGGAAUUAGUAUUUUGUUUUCAUUAUCUCCCAUACCACUUGCAUGACAUAUUUCCCAUUAUAUUCUAUUUGAGGCCUGUUUCUCAUCUUAUUUUUUGUUCACAUUUUACUUAAGGACUUCAAUCAUAUUUGAACUUGCGCCUGUCUUUCUUGUUAUUCCAACCCGUUGUUCUUUCAUUUAUUACUUUUAAGGUCUGCUGCCUGACAAUCAUAUGUUCAGCUGUUUAGGCUCCAUAGGGUAUAUAUGCUCCUAUCUCCACUGACCACAAGAGAAUUAGAUUAGUUGAGUAACCUCCAGAAUCAGAAUAUACAAGAAAAGCUUUCCUUCAGCUAUGAAUUUGCUCAUUCUUUAGUUUGGGUGGCUCUUUCGUGUUUUCUUUUUCUAAUUGGAAAUUGCGUUCAAGACUCCUUGCAGGCUGAACGGAUGUUUGAGUUCAUAUGAAAUACUAUGUAUUACAACUAGAAAUUUGGACAGCAUCAUACAUUCUUUCUAUUGUUUCUGUAUUCUCCUCCAUUUUCCUAUUUUGUUGUUUAUUCUCAAAGCUACUGUGUAGAUCAAAAGCUGAUAGUUAAAAAAACUACUCAUUGAUUAGUGUGAGAAACAAUGAUAACUGUGAGUUGGACCAAACACUGCAUGUCCUUUGCUAAUGGACACCUAUCUCAUUUUGUUUCUUUUUCCCUUGACUGGUCAACUGCACAUAAAUGAAGAUAUGUAAGAUCCUAAUCAACCCAUAAUUAGAGGUGUAUUUACUAGAAGGUGAGCCAGGACAAGAACUCUCUCUUUCCGGGAAUUCAAUCUAAAACCAUGAUUUCAAUUUUGCAUGAACCUCUUGUUUUAUUGUAUGUUACUGAAUAUCUCCAGAAAACACUGCUCAACAGCUGUAAUGAUAAAAUAAGUUUUUGAGUUGACUUAUUUCUAGGCAAAUACUUCAAAGAAAAUGAUCAGAUUGUUAAUCCACUGUGAUCGGAAUGAUAUAGAUGAUUUAUGCAUGUGUAUUGUGUGAUUCAAGGGGACAAAAUAUUCGUAAGUCCAAUGCAAUUUAUUUUUGAAGUGCAUUAACACCAAAGAAGAUGAUUCGUCGAUAGUCUGGCUGCCGCUUAAAGUUUCUUUCUUUUUUUUUUUUGAUUAACAAGAAUAUGAUUCUGAUGAUACCCCUCGAGAGGGUACUGUCAAACCAAUGGUGGAUGGUGGCACUGAAGGGUUCAAGGGCCAUGCUAGGAUUAUACUUCCAGGAAUUACACCUUGUUUUGAGUGUACAAUUUGGCUAUUUCCUCCACAAGUGAAAUUUCCUCUCUGUACCUUAGCUGAAACCCCAAGAACUGCUGCUCAUUGUAUUGAAUAUGCCCAUUUGAUUAAAUGGAAUGAGGUUCAUGGUAGCAGAAGUUUUGAUCCAGAUAACCCUGAAGACAUGCAAUGGGUUUACUCAGAGGCUCUCAAGAGGGCAGAACUUUUCGGAAUUCAAGGAGUUACUUAUUCUUUGACUCAGGGUGUGGUGAAAAACAUCAUUCCUGCCAUUGCUUCUACAAAUGCUAUCAUCUCAGCUGCUUGUGCUCUGGAGACCUUGAAAAUCGUUUCUGAUUGCAGCAAGACAUUGUCGAAUUAUCUAACGUAUAAUGGAGUCGAAGGUCUUCAUACCAAAGUUACAGAGUUUGUAAAGGACAAGGAUUGUCUCGUUUGUGGUCCUGGCGUUCAAAUGGAGUUGGAGAAGUCUGUUACUCUUGGAAAGUUCAUUGCUCAACUGGAAGAUCACCCUCGGCUGCUCCUUACCAGAGUUAGUGUUACACACAGAGGGAAUAACUUGUACAUGCAGGCGCCUCCUGUAUUAGAAGAGAUGACUCGGUCGAACCUUGAUUUGCCCCUUUUCGAACUAAUGGGUGGAAUAUCUGAGGAUAUUGUUCAUGUUAAUGGGAUGGCUGGCAAAGGUGACAAGAAGCAAUCUUGUUUGAGGAAAUUACGAGUCUUGUUCAAGGGAACUGAUGAAGUUGCUGAUAUCGAUAUGGCUGGCGGGGCAUGAUUCUUUUCUGCUCUUGGCUUUUUUCUAAUUUUAGUGACUUUUUUUUCCUCCCAUUUUUGGAUUGUAAAUGCGAACUCGUCAAAAGCAUGAACCGGUGUGGCCUGUUCUUGAGCCCUUUGAUGAAUUGCGUUAAUUGCGCAGGUGUUAUAUGAAUUGUGAAGUUACGAAUAGAAUUGAGAUUUGCCUUGAUUUAAAGAAAAUGCAUGAAAUUUAGGCAUCGUA
Messenger RNA from Striga asiatica, 2887 nucleotides. The record is from the annotation of a GenBank genome assembly. NCBI's taxonomy places the organism in Eukaryota, Viridiplantae, Streptophyta, Magnoliopsida, Lamiales, Orobanchaceae.